This is a messenger RNA of Closterium sp. NIES-65, 2013 nucleotides long. Lineage: Eukaryota; Viridiplantae; Streptophyta; Zygnematophyceae; Desmidiales; Closteriaceae. The record is from the annotation of a GenBank genome assembly.
AUGGCGUCACGCUCAUCGUCACUUUUAGUGUCCCGCCCGCCACACGCAUUCGCAUCUUCCCAGUCACCGAUUUUCCAUCCCCGCACGCCCCGCUCUUCGCCAGCUCCUCUCCGCUCCGCCCGCGCCAAGCCCGCGCGCGUCAUCGUUUCGCCAGUAGCCUGCCGCCUUUCCCCUACGCGCCCCGUAGCUACCAACGAGUUCUCCGGCGCGAGCUCGCGCGCAGGCAGCCGGAACAGGCGGCAACGACGAAACGUCUCGCGCGCAGGCAUUUUCAGCGGAUGGCGCGCGCCGCCUGCGGAAAGCCCGAUCGGGGCAGAGAACACCGGCGGGACUGCGCCGGAGGGGACAGGCGGGAUUGCGGCCCAGGGGGAGAGAGACGGGGAUAGGUCGGGGGGUGAAGAGGGGGAAGGGUCGGCGGUGCGCGGCGAGAUGGGCAGCUCGAUCGCGGACUUCCUGCGGCUGCACGAGGACGCGGCGUCGCAGCGCGUGGAGCUGCAGACCGCCGUGCUGUCGUACCGCCGCCCCGCCCGCUGGUGGAACGCGCUGCGACCGCCCGUGCAGGUGGAUCUGGUCUCCGUGGUGCACAUCGCUGAUCAAGAGUACUACGACGCGUUACAGGCGGAGCUAGCGACGUACGACCGCGUGCUCUACGAGAUGGUCGCCGAUAAACAGCGCGCUUCCGCUUCCGCCGCCUCUGCCAAACCCGCGGGCGGCGACGCGGACGGCGAGGACGCGCAGCGACGGGACAGCAGAUGGCGGCGGUUCGUGGGGCGCAAGGAGAGCGACCGCUGGAUGCCGCCCAAGCGCAACCCCAAGCGCAGGCGGCGGGGGGUGGUGGGGGCGAUACAGAGCGGCAUGGCGCGCAUGUUACGGCUGUCGUUCCAGCUGGACCACGUGGACUACCGCCGCGCCAACUUCUACCAUGCUGACCUCGACCUCGCCACCUUCCUCCAACUCCAGGAGGAGCGGGGCGAGAGCAUGCUAUCAUUCGCGCGCGAGGUAGCCCUGCGCUCCACCAAGGCCAUCGUCCGCGCCACCGCUGCGCGCCCCCUCGCGGCCAACCUCGGCCCGCUGCGCCGCACGCUCCUCUGGGCGGCGCGCUUUGUCCCGAUGCCGCUGGUGGGGCUGCUGGUGAUUGAGGGCGUGUGUGCGCCUGAGGGCCCUGGCAGCAGUGCGCUGGUGAAGGGCGCUGAGUUCCAGGCCUUGCUGAACCUCGACCUGUCUUCUGCUCUUAAAGUGGUGCUUGCGAGGCAGAUUACACUCGACACGUUGGACGGGGCAGCGGGCGUGAUGGCAUCAUCAGUGAUCAUAGGCGAGCGCAACCGGGCGUGCAUGCAGGAGGUGCACAAGGCGCUCAAGGCGGGCAGCAGGCGCAUUGCAGUGUUCUACGGCAGUGGGCACCUGCCGGACAUGCACCUGCGCCUCACCACUGAGCUCGGUUUGGAACCGAGUGACUUGUCCUGGCGCACUGCCUGGUCCAUCCCCACUCCUGCCUUCGCUCCUCUGCCUGCACCUCCUCCUCCUCCUGCCUCCUCUGCUGUGCUGCCUUCCGACGUGGAUUCCGUUUCUGCUGCCUCUACUGCUGCAAGCGCAGCAGCAGCAGCUGGUUCGUCCGCUGCAGCGGCCUCUCCACCCGGUCUGCCCACGCUGCCCCGCCCUGCCUCACGUCGCACCUCGCCAUCCCUCGCAAACCCCACCAUGUUCAGCUCUGCCCACCCAACAACAACAACACCACCCACGUCGCCCUCCUCCUCCAUCCCCACCUUCCGCUCCCCACACCUCACACACCUCUCCGAGCAAGCACACGCGCUGCUAGACAAGCUCCUGGGCCAUCUAGCGGGCGCGACAGGGUGGCCGAUGACGCGGCAGCAGACGGCAGCGCUGCUGCUGCUGUCGGUGGUGCUGGCGCUGGACCUGUGUCUCUGGGAGGUGGUGCUCGCCUCACUCUCAGACCUCGCUGUGCUGCUUCUGGGGGGUGUUGGCCAGAUCCUGGACCAGGGCUGGGGGCUGUGA